Molecule: messenger RNA, 4144 nt
Organism: Miniopterus natalensis
Lineage: Eukaryota; Metazoa; Chordata; Mammalia; Chiroptera; Miniopteridae
Gene: CANX
Product: calnexin
Biological process (GO): protein folding; ERAD pathway
Cellular component (GO): endoplasmic reticulum; endoplasmic reticulum membrane
Molecular function (GO): calcium ion binding
Source: RefSeq, a predicted model, not a curated record
UCGGGCCUCCUCUGCCGCUCUCUCCACUGCAGCGCAGGGUCAGGUGUGCGGGCGGGAGGAGGCGCGGGCGCCGCCGGCGGUCGCUGGGAGGCUUGAGAUCAUGGGAGAGAAGUGGUUGCUGUGUUUGUUACUAGUCCUUGGAAUUGCUGUCAUUCGGGCUCAUGAGGGCCAUGACGAUGAUGUGAUUGAUAUUGAGGAUGACCUCGAUGAUGUCAUUGAAGAGGUAGAAGACUCAAAAACGAAACCAGAGACCAGCACUCCUCAGUCUCCAAAGGUCACCUACAAAGCUCCAGUUCCAACAGGGGAAGUGUAUUUUGCUGAUUCCUUUGACAGAGGAACUCUGUCUGGGUGGAUUUUAUCCAAAGCCAAGAAAGAUGAUACUGAUGAUGAAAUUGCCAAAUAUGAUGGAAAAUGGGAGGUAGAUGAAAUGAAGGAAACAAAGCUUCCAGGUGACAAAGGACUCGUAUUGAUGUCUCGGGCCAAGCAUCAUGCCAUCUCUGCUAAACUGAACAAGCCCUUCCUGUUUGAUACCAAGCCUCUCAUUGUUCAGUAUGAAGUUAAUUUCCAAAAUGGAAUAGAAUGUGGUGGUGCCUAUGUGAAACUGCUUUCCAAAAGCCCAGAUCUCAACUUGGACCAGUUCCAUGACAAGACCCCUUAUACAAUCAUGUUUGGUCCCGAUAAAUGUGGAGAAGACUAUAAAUUGCACUUCAUCUUCCGUCACAAAAACCCCAAAACGGGUGUAUACGAAGAAAAGCACGCUAAGAGGCCAGAUGCAGAUCUGAAGACCUAUUUUACUGAUAAGAAAACACACCUUUAUACAUUAAUCUUGAAUCCAGAUAAUAGUUUUGAAAUAUUAGUGGACCAAUCUCUUGUGAACAGUGGAAAUCUCCUAAAUGACAUGACUCCUCCUGUAAAUCCUUCACGUGAAAUUGAGGACCCAGAAGACCGGAAACCUGAGGAUUGGGAUGAAAGACCAAAAAUACCAGAUCCUGAUGCUGUCAAACCAGAUGACUGGGAUGAAGAUGCCCCUGCUAAAAUUCCCGAUGAAGAAGCCACAAAGCCGGAAGGCUGGUUAGAUGAUGAGCCCGAAUAUGUAGCUGAUCCAGAUGCGGAAAAGCCAGAGGAUUGGGAUGAAGAUAUGGAUGGAGAAUGGGAGGCUCCUCAGAUUGCCAACCCUAAGUGUGAGUCGGCCCCUGGGUGUGGCGUCUGGCAGCGACCUAUGAUUGAUAACCCUAAUUAUAAGGGCAAAUGGAAGCCCCCCAUGAUUGACAACCCUAACUACCAGGGAAUCUGGAAACCCAGGAAAAUACCAAAUCCAGAUUUCUUUGAAGAUCUAGAACCUUUCAAAAUGACUCCUUUUAGUGCUAUUGGUUUGGAACUGUGGUCCAUGACCUCAGACAUUUUCUUUGACAACUUUAUCAUUUGUGGUGAUCGAAGAGUAGUUGAUGAUUGGGCCAGUGAUGGAUGGGGUCUGAAGAAAGCUGCUGAUGGAGCUGCUGAGCCAGGUGUAGUGGGGCAGAUGCUGGAGGCAGCUGAGGAGCGCCCAUGGCUCUGGGUGGUCUACGUCUUGACUGUAGCGCUGCCUGUGUUUCUCGUAAUCCUCUUCUGCUGUUCUGGAAAGAAACAGCCCAGCCCUGUGGAGUACAAGAAGACGGAUGCUCCUCAGCCCGAUGUGAAGGAGGAGGAGGAAGAGAAGGAGGAAGAAAGGGACAAGGCGGAUGAGGAGGACAGCGAAGAGAAACUGGAAGAGAAGCAAAAAAGUGAUGCUGAAGAAGAUGGUGACGCUGUCAGUCAAGAGGUUGAAGAUAGGAAACCUAAAGCAGAGGAGGAUGAAAUUUUGAACAGAUCACCAAGAAACAGAAAGCCGAGAAGAGAGUGAACUAUCUUAAGAACUUGAUCUGUGAUUUCCUCUCCCUUCCCUUCCCCUGCAAAUGUGGUCCUAGGAGAGAACCUGGCACACCUUAGGUUGAAACUCAAAACCUCCAGAUGUCACCUUCAGCAAGUUUCCGUCGAACACUAGCCCGUGUAAUUUUAAAUAUCUAGCAGUAAAUAAUUGCAGUUGUGACAAACAGGACCCUGUUUUUGUAGAAAGAAAGCAUUUAACAAUGGUUGUAAAAUGUAACAUGAAGCAACUAACUUGUAUUUUUUUUUAAACAUCUUUGUUUUUUUAAAAUAGAUAGAACUUGCCAGUCUUUAAAAUCUUGGCUUAAUUUAAUAUAUUAAUGUGUCCAUGCAGGAAUAACACCAACUUUUGGAAAUGCUAGGGGGCGAAUUCCAGUUUUUAUAACCCAUUUUGUUUGAGUUUGGUAUUACAAAACAUUCAAGUGUCUCUGUCCCUUAAAAUUGAUGAUCAUGUUUAAAUUGUGUUGUUUGUGGUUAUAAUCUUGUAUUGCUUACUUCCAUUACUCAAUUUCUACUAAGGAAAUUGAGGAGAGUGAUUGGAUGGAAGCCCAAAUUUAUAUAAAGGUUCUGUUUAAAUUGUAUUAAAAAUGGACAUAUAAAAAGAAAAAAACUUUUCACUUGAUGUUGGUUAGACCAUAAAGUGUGUGUGUGUUCUGUUGUCCUUGGAACAGCUCAGUUCACAGACAGCUUUGCAGUUAGCGGAGGAGGUGGCAUUCGGGCCUUUGUACUCUACAGACCAGGCAUGUCUGGGUUGCAGCCUUCUUGAGCAGGUGGCUUUUUAAGGACCGCUACCAAGACAUAUGAGCUCCAGAGUAGAUGCAGGUGUUUUCAUCCCAUCUUCCACUCUGUUGACACUGUUUUCCCUUCCUGUUUCCCCAGAUUCCUAGCUUUCUCCUCUGCUAUGCAUUUUCUUCACAGUGCAGCUUGCUGUCCGUUGCUGAAAAUGAUUGUAAGCUCUGCAUAGUGUUAAGCUUUAUUGUGAUUGUCUAUGUUUCUUCCUUUUUUAAGCAGACCUGCACCUUUCCAGGGUCAGAGUACAGAAUAGAUUGCUAUCUUUUUUUUUUUUUUUAAUCCAUUUCUUUCACUCGGUGUAAAGACUAGAAGUCUAAUCCAGAUGUGAGCCAAUUCAGAAUUGACUGUAAUUGAACACAGGCUAAAAAGUAUUGAUGGGAGGAGUGACAUAGAGCAUGAGUUAUCCAGUUUUUGUAGCUGCUAAACCUUUUAAGUUUUCAUUUGCAGUUCACGUAACAGUUCUGUCUUAAAUAACAUGAUAAAGCAGUCCUGUUAAAAAUAAUUUUUUUUUUUAGUAUGUGGAUUGUAGAAUAUUUUAAUAAGUGAUGUUAGGUUUGUUUUUCAUAUGGAAUGCAGAUGGGUGCUAUCAGAGUCUCUCCUCCAUCACAGUAUAAUAAUCUCACUAUUACACCACACUGAAGUGUAUUCAAAAUUAGAUGUUCUUUUAGCUUUAUUCUUUCUUCAGAGGUGUUUCAAAUAUACCGAUGAUACUGUUCCUUGCACUGAAUAUAUAAACGCUCCAGAGUGUUUAUAUUGGGGAGAUAUUGGGGAGGAAGUAUAUUUGUAAAAGAUGAAGGCUGUGUCUGUUUAUUUUGUUUAUCUUCAAUUUUUUACCAGCUCACUUAAGUUCUUAGGAGGGUGGGAUGCAUUUUUCUUGCUGUCCAGUGCUUUAUUCUUUUCAUCUGUUGUUCUGUGGUCACAGUGACCUUAGCUAUGUAGCACACUUUCCCAAAUGUAUUGAGUGCAAAUAAACAGUUACUUAGCAAGACCUGAAAAUAUGUCUGCAGGUUUCUCCUUUGAAGCAAAUGCGUGGGGUCAUUGCAUUUCCAGAAAUCUGCCUUCACUCUCUGUUGAUAUUUCAUGCCUCACAGUUUCUUCUCGCUGAGCUGUGGAAUAACAAGUGUAAGUUGGUAGAGUGUUCAUUUGCCUUUCCAGGGUUAUGUGGCAAAGUUUGUUCAGAAGAAAACAAGUCUUUUCUUGGUUCUCUUUUUCACUUUUUGUUAAAGUUGCAAACUCCUGAUUAAAUGUCUGGCGCAUUAAUGAAUGACCAGCUGCAGUUUUUAGCUCUUUAAAAGGCACUUGCAUUGUGAUUUUACAUGCUGGUUAUCUGUCCCAUUGUAAAAUGCCCACUCCAUCAGAAGUGUUCCUCAGUUUCUCUUGUCCACAAUACUUUACACUUUUCUCCAGUGUCACAUUACUAAAUCGUAUUACAUUAAAGCCCUGUGUUAAG